Molecule: messenger RNA, 1164 nt
Organism: Salvelinus namaycush (lake trout)
Lineage: Eukaryota; Metazoa; Chordata; Actinopteri; Salmoniformes; Salmonidae
Exons: 6
Coding region: 1-1164 (387 amino acids)
Cellular component (GO): plasma membrane
Source: RefSeq, a predicted model, not a curated record
AUGUGGCCCCUGGCGUGUGCACUGGCCCUGGCUGCAUGCUCGUCGGUCAGCCCCCUCCUCCGAGAGACCACCGCUGAUCCUCCCAUUGCUACAGAGACACAGACUGAAGUACGGACACAGCCAGAGCUUCAGACAGAGGCACAGACUGUGGCACGGACACCGACAGAGCCACAGACACAGCCUAAGCUACAGACUGAGUCACCAACAGAGUUAGAGUCACAGGCAGCUACCAGCAACCACACAGGUCUGUUGUGUGUGUCCGUGCUUCCCCCGAGGCGGGGGUCAUUCUAUGUGGAGCAUGGGACAGGGGUGUCGGUGGGUACAGUGCUGGCCUUCUGGUGCAGGGAGGGCUACCAGCUGGUGGGCAGUGAUAAGAUCUCCUGCAGCGUCUGGGCAGGCAAACCCCAGUGGAGCAACUUCCUGCCAGUCUGUGAGGCCAUGUCGAGGCCAGAGGACCGGGGUCUGCGCGUGGCCGUGUUGGCCUCAGUGGUCAGUGGCAUCGUCAUCCUGGCUAUGUCUCUCUCCUUCAUCAUCUGCUGCCUGCAGGAACGCACUGGGAAGGACAGGGCCACCGGGAGGGACGGCAGGAGCAGGCGUAGAGACACGCAGUCUUCUCGGCGUAGUGAGUGCUGGCUGGAGAGAGAGGAGGAGGACUGGGGCACGUUCCCCCCUCCUAAGAUCUUCCACCUGUCACAGCGGCCGGACCUCCGGCUGGCUGCAGAAAGCCCUGUCUACCUGGGGGGCAUGGCCGGCUUCGACAACCGUGGAUACCAGAGGAGUCAGGAGAGCCUACUGAAGGCCCCGCUUCCUGGUCUGUUCCGGGCGGAGAGUCAGAUCAUCUACCCCCAUGUGGUGCUCCAGAGAGUCCCCACCCCCACCGCCCCAACUGCCCCUGUCUACCUCCACAACAUGCCCUCCAACUCUGCCUCCAACUCCGGAUGCGAGGCCAUCACCAUCUUCAACCUGGUGGCCUGCAUGUGUGUGAAGCGUUACCAUGCUGCAGCCCAACCCGUCCUCUACCUGCAUCUGGGGAAGUGGGAGUACCAGCUGGCCGUCUACGGCCUGGUGUGGGCCAUCACCCAGAGUCUGGUCAUCCUCACGGGCUUCACGGAACUCGAUGACCUCCUCAGCUCGCCACUGUCAUCUCCGUCCUCUUCCUGCUAA